Iphiclides podalirius (scarce swallowtail) is the source of this 2172-nucleotide messenger RNA. The record is from the annotation of a GenBank genome assembly. NCBI's taxonomy places the organism in Eukaryota, Metazoa, Arthropoda, Insecta, Lepidoptera, Papilionidae.
AUGUCGACAUCCACGGAUAGUGACGACGUAGCGGACCCAACAUACGAAAUUAGGAAUAUUCGAAGUAUUAUAAACGUGACCCGUGAAAAUAUUGAUGCUUUGAACGCCAAAUUUGCUGGAUUUCAGCACCCGCCUCCACUGUAUUUAUCCGAGUAUCAGGAACUGACUUCAAAAUUGCAUAACUUGGAAGGGACUUUAAGAGAGUUAUUGCAAUCAGAAUCGCCGGAUAGGAGUGAAGAGUGUUCCUUGCAAGAUGACUCCAAGAAGUACGAUACUCUUACGCGUCAGCCAAAGGUGUUCCUUAGGGCUCACCUGCCUAACCAGCAGCGUACCAGUGUGCAGGUGAAAGAAGGGGUAACGCUUCGUGAUGCGCUCUCUAAGGCGCUGAAGCUUCGGAAUUUGACUUGUGAAAUGUGCGAAGUGGUUAGAACAGGAAAUAAUGAAGUGAUACCAUGGGAUGUAGACAUCACCCUGAUUGACGCGGAAGAGGUCACUGUCCGGACAUUAGACAAGCUACCCAUAAUGUCCCACAUAUCGCAUCAGUUUACUCGGAAGACAUUCUUCACAUUGGCAUUUUGUGAGUGCUGCCGUAGGUUGUUAUUCAACGGCUUCUACUGCUCACAGUGCAAUUUCAAGUUUCACCAGCGCUGUGCUGACAAAGUUCCUAGCAUAUGUCAUCAGAUGAGAGUUACGGACACUUACUAUGCUGCACUGUUGGCACAGAAUCCAGAGACGCAGGCGGGUAUCCUGCACUACCCCUCACACUUUGGGUACCAUCACAUGAUGAACAGGGGUGACCAGAACAAGUCUGUCUCCCCGGCUAAGAAGAUGAAGGACUUUGAUGUUCACUGGACACAGCAUCCGCGCUCCUUGAACCAGCAGGACCGCUCCAACUCUGCGCCUAACGUUUGCAUCAACAUGGUGCAGAGGCCGCUCACCUUGGCUGAUCACCACAAGAAGAAUAAUCAGACCAACAAUUCGCCUCAGUCGACGAAAUACCUCACGUCGGGCAGACACAGCAAGGACGACAGGGAUAAGGGUGGUGAGCAACACAGCCAGAGCACGCAGGCGUCGCCCACCGGCACGCUGCGGCCGCGGCGAGCGCGCGCCCGCUCGGCCGACGAGUCAUGGAAGCACGCGCUGUCGCCGCGCGAGAGCUACGACGACUGGGUCAUCCACGCCGACGAGAUCCUCAUCGGCCCGAGGAUAGGGUCGGGCAGCUUCGGGACGGUGUACAAGGCGCACUGGCACGGGCCCGUGGCCGUGAAGACCCUCAACGUGAAGACGCCCACGCCCGCUCAGCUGCAGGCCUUCAAGAACGAGGUGGCUGUGCUGCGCAAGACCCGGCACUGCAACAUCCUGCUGUUCAUGGGCUGCGUGUCGAAGCCGUCGCUGGCGAUCGUGACGCAGUGGUGCGAGGGCUCCUCGCUCUACCAGCACCUGCACGUGCUCGAGACGCCGCUGCCGAUGCUCUACCUCAUCGACGUGGCCCGCCAGACGGCGCAGGGCAUGGACUACCUGCACGCGAAGAACAUCAUACACAGGGAUCUGAAAUCGAACAACAUAUUCCUGAGGGACGACUGGUCCGUGAAGAUCGGAGACUUUGGCCUGGCCACGGCGAAGGUUCGAUGGUCUGAGUCAUCGCUGGCGGGCGGCGUGCAGUGGCAGCAGCCGACCGGCUCGAUCCUGUGGAUGGCGCCCGAGGUGAUCCGCAUGGAGGAGCCGGUGCCGUACACCUUCCGCUCGGACGUGUACGCCUACGGGGUGGUGCUCUACGAGCUGAUGGCCGGCGAGCUGCCCUACUCGCACCUCAACAACAAGGACCAGAUCCUGUGGAUGGUGGGGCGCGGGCUGCUGCGGCCGGAGGCGAGGCGGCUGCGCGCCGACGCCCCUCAAGCGCUGAAGCGGCUGCUCGAGGACUGCAUCAAGUUCGACCGCGAGCAGCGGCCGCUGUUCCGCCAGAUCCUGGCGUCGCUCGAGUGCAUGCUGCGCGCGCUGCCCAAGAUCACGCGCAGCGCCUCCGAGCCGAGCGUGAGCCGGCAGCUGCACGCCUCCGACGACUACCUCAGCUACAGCUGCGCCUCGCCCAAGACGCCGGUCAACUUCCAGUUCAACGCGGACACCAGCUUCCCCGCCUUCUACGGAAUCCCAGUGCCGAACCAGCGGCACCCC